AUGGUGGAGGGGUUCAGUCUUCCUCAUCUCCGUAAGAGCAAGGGGAGCAUUGUGAACACCUCCAGCAUUAGUUCAUCUUCCGUUGCCCGCGACAUAAGCAUGUACUGUGCAACCAAAUUUGCACCUUCGACUAUACGUACAUCGUUGGUGGAGGAUUAUGUAGAUUCCCUGCCAAGCCCUGGAGAUGUCAUGCAACAGUUGAAAGACAGCAUGGUUAUAUCAAAGAAAUAUUUUGUUGACAUAUCCAUUUCCUUGUUCGUUGGAGAUGCAUCUGGCUCGUGUGGGUCAUUGACAAUUAUGAAGCCUACGUUUGUGGACAGAAACGUCACCUUGAAAUUUAUCCCUCGUCAUCGAUGGAUCGCAAACAUUGUCUGGAUGUACACUCAUGAGUGGGACGUAACAAAGGAACACACAGUUAAAGGCAUAGAGAAACAUUUUCAACAAAAUGUUGAGGACGGGCUAAACUAUCAUACUAUGAUGUUCUUCGCGGAAGACUCUCGCAAUAAUUCGAAAUUUCAUGUUCAAUGUAGCGAUGGGAAAGGGAAUAGUUCAACAAACACUGUGAAGCUACACUUACAUGAUAAGCAGCUUAUUGGACCAAUAAUGGAUAACUGCGUUUACGGCAAUGCAGACACUAUCAUUUAUUGUAACACAAGUCGUACGACAGGAAAAUCUCAUGUGACCUUUUCCAUUGGAAGCACAGUAAUAACAAUGCCAGAGAAAGAGACAGAGCCAGGGGUAUAUACAGUUGUACUAGUCUCAAACACGUGGAGGGACAAUGACGGUCACAUUGCAACUUGCAAGAUCUCUAACAAUGAUUAUGUACACGACCUGAACAGUUCAGCUAAAUUGUGUUACAUGGAGAAAGGCUCGGACCCUAUUUUGAUCAUACAAGAAUACAUUCACGAUGAAAAUACAACACUUAGUUGCGAGGUGUCAAAUACACGACCCCCAACGAUGAUUGAAAUAUUGGUAGACAAUACACCCAUCAGCAAUGCUGUUCAUGAGGAUUUAUUGAACGAAACGUCAAAAACUUUUGACAGUAAAGCUUCCAUAUUGAUAAUAGACAAGAAGUGGAAUGGGAAGGAAAUAUGUUGUCUACAGAAUGACACCAUGUUUGUUGAUUGCACAACGGGCGAAAUCGAUUGUCUGGAAGGUAGUUCUGGGAAUGACACACGUACUAGUGGUAUACGCAUCGAGAAGAAAUGCCCGCUAAAUAAAACUGAAGCGACCGACAACGGAAUAAUUAAAUGCGAUCGAACAAAUGCUUCGGAAGAUGGAUCUAAACCACGCCCAGAGUAUGUUGCAGGCGACAACAGUACGAGGUCGUUCAAGCUUCCGCUGCAGCCAAUAUUGGUAGGAAUAGGAGCGUUUGUUGUUGUCUGUAUAAUCGUUGCGUCAGCAAGGACAUUGGUACGGUGGAGUAAAGGUAAAGGUAGCAUCCGGAAUCCGGACAAUAUAGAAGUCUCAUCAGCGAACGAUGCUACCCACUCUCGUGAUACAAAUGAGUGUGUGGAAAUGCCUGAGACAUCAGUGGAUAUGGAUGCCUCUCACGAUUUGGAAAACGAUUAUGUCAAAUUGCAGACACGGGAAGACUCCAUGAUGGCCCGGAAGCCAAUCACAGCUAUUAAGUCAAAGCAUGCGGAAAGCAGUCUGAUUUACGCGGAUCUGGACAUCGACCAUCUACAGAAAGCCUGCGUUGUUCCGAUACCUGGCCCAAGACCAAACAGACGAAAAGAAGCUACGGUGUAUGAUGAUAUAGACUUUUCUAAAACAAAAUCCGCGGGACCUCAUUAAAUAUAAUAGGAUACGUGUAGAAACGCGUAGAUUGUGUCAUGACUCUGGCAAAACAGGAUUACAACAUUGCUUAUGUAUAACUCGGGAAGACUGUGAAAUAACUGUUGCAAAACAGGAAAACUUCAUUGUGUAUACAUGCAAUUCGUUGAUUGUGU
Messenger RNA from Mya arenaria, 1952 nucleotides. RefSeq lists its product as uncharacterized. NCBI's taxonomy places the organism in Eukaryota, Metazoa, Mollusca, Bivalvia, Myida, Myidae. The transcript is spliced from 12 exons. The record is from RefSeq and is a predicted model, not a curated record. Bases 1 to 1797 code for a protein of 598 amino acids.